Messenger RNA from Pochonia chlamydosporia 170, 333 nucleotides. RefSeq names its product cell wall biogenesis protein Ecm15. Bases 1 to 333 code for a protein of 110 amino acids. The record is from RefSeq and is a predicted model, not a curated record. The transcript is spliced from 4 exons. Gene Ontology annotation, cellular component: cytosol. Lineage: Eukaryota; Fungi; Ascomycota; Sordariomycetes; Hypocreales; Clavicipitaceae.
AUGGACUACGCUUCUAUUCCCACCCCGUCAGCAUGCUACGCCGACUUCUGCCUCAUCCCCGUCGGCACAGGCAAAGUCUCUGUUGCGGAUGAAAUCGCACAGGUGCAGCGCGUCCUCAAGGCAAGUGGGUUGAAGUACACGCUUCAUUCGGCGGGUACUACCGUUGAAGGCAGUUGGGAUGAGGUUAUGAGUGUGGUUGGCAAGGCGCAUGCGGUGGUGCAUCAGGGGGGAGUGGUGAGGGUGCAGUCGAGUAUGCGCGUGGGGAGCAGGACGGAUAAGAAGCAGACUGCUGAGGAAAAGGUUCGGAGGGUGGAGGAGUUACUGGAGAAGUGA